AAACUAACUCUCCUUUAGUUAUUUUAAGAUGCAAACUCUUGAGCUCGAUCUCCAUCUCCUAUUCUAUCUUCUGUUUGCUGUCUUGUGCUUUGGUGCUUUGAUAUGCUUAUAUAACAUAACAAGACCCAGAACCAGAGGUAUAUAUGGCGCAUUCAUUAAUGAUGAUGAAGGGGAACAAAUGGCUGUUGAGGCAGAAAUUCAUGCUGAAGAGAUCUCCAACGCGUUCAAUAAUAAAAGAAAGGGAAAACAAAACUUUACAAAGGCUAGAAUUAACAGUGAUGACUUAAGCGGAGCAGCGAAUUCAGAAGUACAGCAUAUUAAAAAUGUUUUACUAUGGCUGAUUGCAUACUUGUUUGGAGGAGGGAAGAAUGGAAAGUUCGCAAACUAUGGAGAUAAAAGGAAUUGAGAACAAUUUGAUAUGUUUAUAAGCUCAAGAAAGUUCAAGUAAUUUACUAUAACAUAAAUAUGAGACAAUUUAGUAUGUAACGUUUAUUUUUUACUUUUUUAUUAUUUUGUUUCCAUGUUGGUAGACAUGUCAGCCGGGUUGAAAAUGUGUGAACCCAACCCGGCUCAUUUUAUGGUGAAUCAUAUAUUUUGUAAUCUGGCUCAA
Vigna unguiculata (cowpea) is the source of this 610-nucleotide messenger RNA. The record is from RefSeq and is a predicted model, not a curated record. Lineage: Eukaryota; Viridiplantae; Streptophyta; Magnoliopsida; Fabales; Fabaceae.